AUGGACGCCGGCGGCGGGAGCAUGCACGUUGUGAUGCUGCCAUGGCUGGCCUUCGGUCACAUCCUCCCGUUCACCGAGCUCGCCAAACGCAUAGCUCGGCAGGGCCACCAGGUCACCAUCCUUUCGACGCCAAGAAACACUCGACGGCUUAUCCACAUCCCACCGGACCUGGCUGGCCUUGUCCGCGCCGUCGACGUACAGCUGCCGCGCGUGGAGCACCUGCCGGAGGACGCCGAGGCUAGCAUCGACCUACCCUCCGACGACCUCCGACCGUACCUGCGCCGGGCCUACGACGCGGCCUUCGCCGACAAGCUUUCGGACAUCCUGCAGGAGCCGGGGCCGCGGAAGCCGGACUGGGUGAUCAUCGACUACGCCGCGUACUGGGCGCCCGCUGCCGCAGCGAGGCACGGAGUGCCAUGCGCGUUCCUGAGCCUGUUCGGCGCCGCGGCGGUCAGUUUCUAUGGCCCCGCGGAGGGGCUCUUGGGACGCGGCAAGUACGCAAGGACGAAGCCAGAGCAGCUAACCGUGGUCCCCGACUACGUGCCGUUCCCGACCACCGUCGCGUUCCGCGGCUUCGAGGCGCGCGAGUUUUUCACGCCGGUCUUGGUCCCGGACGAAUCUGGCGUGUCGGAAGGCUACCGGUUCGCCAAGUGCAUCGAAGAGAGCCAGCUCGUGGGCAUCAGGAGCAGCGCGGAGUUCGAGCCGGAGUGGCUGCAGGUGCUCGGCGGGCUAUACGGGAAGCCGGUAAUCCCGGUCGGCCUAUUCCCUCCACCACCCACACAAGACAUCGGCAGCCACAAGGCAGCGCUGCAAUGGCUGGACAGGCAGGCGCGGGGCUCCGUUGUGUACGCGGCGUUCGGCAGCGAGGCGAAGCUGACGAGCGCACAGCUGCAGACCAUAGCGCUCGGUCUCGAGGCUUCCGGCCUGCCGUUCCUGUGGGCAUUCAGGCAACCGGUCGAUGCCAACGAAGGCAAGAGCGGAUUGCCGGAAGGUUUCGAGGAACGCGUCGACGGCCGCGGACUCGUCUGCCGCGGCUGGGUGCCUCAGGCCAGGUUUUUGGCCCACGAAUCUGUCGGAGGGUUCUUGACCCACGCCGGCUGGAACUCCAUCAUCGAAGGCCUCGCCCGCGGCGUCAGGCUGGUGUUGCUACCGCUGAUGUUCGAUCAGGGCCUCAACGCGAGGCAUCUGACGGAGAAGAAGAUAAGCGUCGAGGUGCCGCGAGACGAGGAAGAUGGCUCGUUCGCGCCCAAAGAUAUUGCAGCUGCUUUGAGGAGGGUCGUGGUGGAGGAAGAAUGCGAGGUGUUCGGGGAUAAGGCCAAAGAGCUCGCCAAGUUGUUUGGAAAUGACGUGAUGAAUGAUCAGUGCGUGCGAGAUUUUCUCAAGUGCCUGUCGGAAUACACCAGGCAGCGACAGUCAGUAGUUGGGUUAUAG
Molecule: messenger RNA, 1431 nt
Organism: Miscanthus lutarioriparius
Lineage: Eukaryota; Viridiplantae; Streptophyta; Magnoliopsida; Poales; Poaceae
Source: the annotation of a GenBank genome assembly